AUGGCCUCAAGUCAGCUUGCAAUGUACGCAAUUGCACACAACAUCAAAACUCCGUCAUUGGUUGAACUGCAGAUGAUGUUGGGCUUGGGAGCCCGGAAGCACGACUACCGAAGAUCGCGAAAAGCUCUUGGCGAUCGUAAACCUCGUCAGGCUUACACAUCACAACAACUGGAGAAGUUGGAGUGCGAGUUUCAGUGUGACAAAUACCUCAGUGUACAGAAAAGGAUUCAGCUAUCACGCAGUCUGAAUCUGACCGAGACCCAGAUCAAGACAUGGUUCCAGAACCGAAGGACCAAGUGGAAGAAACAGUUGACCACAUCAAUCCGCGAAUUCUAUCGUGAUCGAGUUGUUAGCUCGCUGGGUGUGCUGCCUGGCCUCGAAUCCUCUUUCGCUUCUUCUUCACUUGCCCUCAACCCCAGUGAUGUCCCAUGUAAUUACAAGUGA
Messenger RNA from Ostertagia ostertagi, 444 nucleotides. NCBI's taxonomy places the organism in Eukaryota, Metazoa, Nematoda, Chromadorea, Rhabditida, Trichostrongylidae. The record is from the annotation of a GenBank genome assembly.